AAAGAUAGAUUUCAUACGGUCUAUCGCUGAAAAGCCACACGUGAACCAGAAAUAAACAACAAAUCGAGUACUUUUAAUGUAAUUUUGAACGGAAGGCGAGGGGAAAUCAGUCGAUCCUACAUCCGAAAGGCUGUGAGAGCGAGAGGAGGACAACGCUGCCCCGCUAAACAUAAAAUGGAAAACCAGGACAGAGACUCCGGAGAGGUCAUUCCUGUGGUGAUUAUCGGUAACGGGCCCUCUGGGAUCUGUCUCUCUUACCUGCUCUCUGGUCACACUCCGUACGUGGCCCAGGAUGCGGCUCACCCAAACCCUCUGCUCCAGCACAAACUGAGGGAGCAGCCCCACCUGUCUCUGCUAGAACAGGACCUGGAGUACCUGUGUGAAGGUCUGGAGGGGAGGUCUUCUAACCCUGUGGCAGUGCUGUUUGACUCUCUGCUGCUGCCGGACAGUGACUUUGGCCUGGAGCACUCGUCUCCUCUGAUCUGGCGACAUGAGCCCGAGCGAGCCAUCCCUCACCUGGUGCUGGGGAGAGGGCCCCCUGGUGGAGCCUGGCAUGCAAUGGAGGGGUCCAUGUUGACUCUGAGUUUGGCAAACUGGAUGGAGCUGCCGGGACUCAAGCUCAAAGACUGGCUUAGAGAGAAGCGCAGAAAUGUGCGAAAUGACAGGGCCACACCUGCAGAGAUAGCCUCAUAUUACCAGCACUACGUCUCCCAGAAGUCUUUGGAGCAGAACUUUGCCUGCGGGACGACAGUUACCGAGGUGACCAGAGUGCACGGCGACGGAGAGCAGCCGUGUUGGAGAGUGACCGGAAUCCAGCGCCGCGAAGGAGAGGAGCUUGGAGAUGGCUCCACAGUCUCGCAGGAGGUCCCAUUCUCCAUUAUGGCGCGUAACUUGGUUUUGGCGACGGGGACCCACGACAUCCCGGCACAUCUCGGAGUCGACGGAGAGAUGCUGCCCUUCGUCUGUCACUCGUUCUGGGAGCUGGAGGCCGCCAUCUCUCGCGGCGAGCUCGACCAAUCAUCUGAGCCCGUUCUGGUGGUAGGAGCGGGCCUUACGGCUGCAGAUGCAGUACUGGCCACUCACCACCUGAGUGCACCUGUGUACCACGUCUUCAGACGCUCAGUGACCGACCCAGGGCUCAUAUUCAACCAGCUGCCCAAACUGCUCUACCCAGAGUACCACAAGGUUCACCAGAUGAUGACGCAGCAGCAACACGGCUCUCCCUCCUCCUACUCUUCCUCUUCGUAUCCAAAUUACCUCAGCUUUCCAAAACACAGAAUCAUCAAAUUUCUCCCAAACAAAAAAUGCAUCCUUGAGUCAGACUCGGGCCAGCAGACAGCAAUCCAGGUCUCCAAAGCUUUAGUCCUCAUCGGAUCCUACCCAAAUCUCUCCUUCCUCCCCGAUCACGGCCGGUCACUUGGAGUCUACCCAAAUGAACCUAUUUCCUGUCGGCGGAACCCCAUUGAUGUUGACCCGUUCACGAACCGGGUCACGGAAGCACCCGGGAUGUAUGCGAUGGGCCCGCUCGUGGGAGAAAACUUUGUUAGGUUUUUAAAAGGGGGAGCGCUAGCAAUCGUUAGUGACCUGCUCAAAAGGCAACGGCUACAAGAGGAAGACCCGUGGGUGAGGGCAGACACAGAGUGGAGCAUGAAGGGGUGAUGGACAAGAAGAAGCAGGUUGGACUUGGAAAACAAAAUGUCUGCUGUAAAAAAAAAAAGAAGAAGAUUGAGGAUUUCAGAAGAGCAAAGUGCAUUAUCCACAAAGUGCUAUGUUUUUUCAUCAUCCGUCAAUACCAUCUGAGUAAAGCCUAUAGAAAGCUGCUGGUUAUAAAGUAAAAAAAAAAAAAGUAAAAAAUAAGGCCAUGGAAGUAUAAUAAGAACUGGGAGAUGAACCCAAGAUGGCGUGGUGUUGUCAAGUGCCUAAAGAGAUUUUUUAAUUUCCGCAUCACUUCUUGAAUAUUGGCCUUGCCCCCCUCUGAGGCUAAAUCUUGCAAAAACUAACUUUAGGCACUUUGAAAAUUUAAAACAAUUCUAAAAAGUUCAUAUUGUAAAAAUAUAGAAGAAUCUCUACAAAAUACAAAUGCUAUGAAAAAAUAUUUAAAAGUGCAGCUGGAAUAACUCCCAACAUCAAAAAUUUAACAAUAAAAUAAGAAGAAAAGUGAAUUUGUUCAGCAAUAAUGUAGAUCUUUUACAGAUUUUAUUGCAUUCAAACUCAAAUAAUCUAAAAGUUCAUAAUUUUAUUAUAAUGUAUGUUCAUGUACUCACUUUAUUUUAUUUUUUAACCAAUAAUGCAAAAUAUGUAUUACAGACAACAUCACUGACAUUCCCAAUUUCUUUCGCAUCUUCUCAAAAAAAUAAAAAUAAAUAAAUGCAAACAAACAAACAAACAAAAAUAACAGUUCUACCAAUUACAAAACUGGGUUAUUAUUAUUAUCAUCAUAUCUUUAUGCCACAAUGUCUGAGCAUUGUCUUGAAUUGCAUUUUCGAAAUGAAAUGCGCACAUUUUUUAAAGAGAGGCAGUGGCAUUUUAACCAUUUUAAGUACUUUUUAUGUAUAUUUAUGAUUGUAUAUUUAUCUGGUAAAUUACUAACUUUUAAUAUUAAGGAAAGUGGAUUUGAUUGUAUAAUUGUAUAAUAUGGUGUUACAUAAUACCUGGAGAUAUACUGAAAUUUUAAUAUGCACUAACUUCUAUUGUUUGUCCAAUAACGCUAAAUGAAAUUCUGUCUCUUAUUUUAUAUGGAGUUUAAACUAUUUUUUGUACAGUUUGAUUAUUCAUGGUGUGGACAUUUAACUAUUAAAGCUUUUAUACAUGGAGAAAAUAAA
Messenger RNA from Boleophthalmus pectinirostris (great blue-spotted mudskipper), 2822 nucleotides. RefSeq names its product oxidative stress induced growth inhibitor 1 (gene osgn1). Lineage: Eukaryota; Metazoa; Chordata; Actinopteri; Gobiiformes; Gobiidae. The record is from RefSeq and is a predicted model, not a curated record. The transcript has 8 exons. The coding region runs from base 175 to 1659 and encodes 494 amino acids.